AUGAAUACAACACCGACUCCACUAUGGCUGGACUGUGAUCCUGGUCAUGAUGAUGCCUUUGCUAUCCUAAUUGCCGCUCAUCAUCCAUCCCUGAAUCUUCUUGGAAUCUCCACCAUCCAUGGAAAUGCUUCCUUGGAAAAGACGACCAACAAUGCUGGCAGUAUAUUGGAAGCAAUCGGCAGACCGGAGAUUCCUGUCUAUCCCGGAAGUCGGAAGCCUUUUUCUCGACCUGCCCUUCACGCCCCGGAUAUCCACGGUGAAUCUGGUCUUGACGGCACCGACCUCCUCCCCAAGGCCUCGAGGCCUCCAAUCAAAGACGAGAACUCCAUUCUAGCAAUGCGGAAUGCGCUUCUAGCGCAACCCAAAGGCACCCCUUGGCUGGUUGCAACAGGAACCUUGACCAACGUCGCCCUGCUGUUCGCAACAUUCCCCGAGGUUGCGGGUCAUAUCCAAGGUCUAAGCAUUAUGGGUGGUGCUAUCGGUGGCGGCUUUACAGAUGCCCCGAUGAGCAAACUGCCAGGUGAAAAUGCCCGCAUCGGAAACGUGACGCCGUGGGCUGAGUUCAACAUUUAUUGCGAUCCCGAAGCUGCGGAGUCAAUUUUCAGCAACCCCAUCGUUGCGCCCAAGACCACCAUUGCUUCUUUGGAUCUUACACACCAGGUACUCGCAUCGAAGGAGGUGCAGAACCGUAUCCUACAUGGCGCCAGCGGCCCAUCGAAGGGACCUACCGUCAUUCGCCAGAUCUUGCAUGCGCUGCUUAUCUUCUUUGCGGGCACUUACGAAAAGGUCUUUGGACUGGUAUCUGGGCCUCCGCUCCACGACCCGCUCGCAGUUGCUGUCAUCCUGUCCAAUUUGAAUCCUGAUUUUGCAAAGGCCCACCCCGACCAAGUCAUCCAAUUUGAUGAUAAAGGAGGGGAGCGAUUCGCUCUCCGCAUUGUCACUGAUGGCCAGCAUGGCACGGAUGUGUCGGUUACCGGUCAGCUUGGACGGUCGAUUGCUGCACCGGUUGACGGACCUGGCGUAGCUAUUCCCAGGGGUGUCGAUCUGGAAGCAUUCUGGAACAUGAUUAGCGAUUGUGUUCAGUUGGCUGAUGACUGCAAUGCUACUCGUGGUAAAUGA
Molecule: messenger RNA, 1119 nt
Organism: Penicillium cinerascens
Lineage: Eukaryota; Fungi; Ascomycota; Eurotiomycetes; Eurotiales; Aspergillaceae
Product: uridine-cytidine N-ribohydrolase
Exons: 5
Coding region: 1-1119 (372 amino acids)
Biological process (GO): purine nucleoside catabolic process
Cellular component (GO): cytosol
Molecular function (GO): purine nucleosidase activity
Source: RefSeq, a predicted model, not a curated record